Etheostoma spectabile (orangethroat darter) is the source of this 1659-nucleotide messenger RNA. It is a transcript of the gene dctn3, whose product is annotated as dynactin 3 (p22). Gene Ontology annotation, biological process: cytoskeleton-dependent cytokinesis. Bases 132 to 695 code for a protein of 187 amino acids. The transcript is spliced from 7 exons. NCBI's taxonomy places the organism in Eukaryota, Metazoa, Chordata, Actinopteri, Perciformes, Percidae. Gene Ontology annotation, cellular component: dynactin complex. The record is from RefSeq and is a predicted model, not a curated record.
GCCAAUCAGAUGCAAAGUAAGGCAGAAUGGGGCGGGACAUGUCAUCGGAGGAAAUACUCAUAGACAGUUAAAGAAAUACUCCGUUUACGAUUCUGUUUGGAUUUUGUUGUGUGGGUCUUGUAGCUUCAAGAAUGGAUAACAUUUUGGAAGUGGAUAACCUAGAAAUGCGUCUUCGGGAGCUGGAGAGUCGUAUUUACGGGGAGAGAAGAAACAAAAGUGGAAAACCCGUCAAGUGCGCUGAGUCUCUGGCCAGGAUUCAGGCUGGUCUGACCAAUACGGCCAACAAGAGAGAACGAGUGAAGAUCCUGCACAAGAAGAUUGAGGACCUGCUGAAGUACCUGGACCCCCAGUUCACGGACCACAUCUCUGUACCUGACGCCAUGAAGCUGGAGUUCAUUCUUGCUGAGGAGGACUUCCUGCUUUCCCAGGCUGCUUUGCUGGAGCAGAUCAGCAACACGCAGCCACUGCUGGACAGCACCUACAUCCGAGAUGUACCGGAGCACGCCACCAAGCUGCAGCGCCUGUCCCAGAUUCACAUCAAGGAGCAGGACCAAACUGAGGCUCAGUCCCUGGAAGUGAAGAAGCUUUUUGAGGAAUACAACAAAAUGAUGUUCCUGCUGUCCAAGCAGUUCACCCAGUGGGAUGAGACCCUGAGGAAGCUGGAGGAGGCCAAGGGCAUUCGGCCCGUGGAGUAGCUCCUGUCAUCAUACUGAUGAGGAUGGUGGUGAUGAUGAAGAAGAAGAAGAAGACUGCGCCGUGGUGGGAGCUUUAGAGAAGACGCGUGUUCCAUGUGAUGCUUGUUCUUCCACGAUAAGUCAAACAAAAGUGAAACAAAAGGAUUGCGACGUUUAACUUGCAUGUUCAACUGCUUAUCAUUUUGCCAACAUUGAGUUGAAUCGGGUGAUAUAACAUCGAUGAAUUACCCCCACACCAUGAUAUUGAUGUUGGUUCCCAACCAUUCUCCAACCAAUCUUAUUUAAUAAAAUCUUCACUAGGAAUGGAGCAAACGUAAAACCGUACAGGAACUCGGUCUCAUGUGACAGUUCAUCAGUCGUUUCAUCACGUGACCUGUGGUUCAGACAGCUCGGAGAUGCUGCUUUUAUUUAUUUUCAGACAAAAGAGCUUUUUAUGUUUGCAUAUAUCGACUCAACUUGUAACACAUUCCAACACUGCUUCCCUACUGCAGGACAGUCACAAGUAUUGUUGUUCUGCCCUUUACCCAUUCUCUCUCUCCCCCUUUCUCUCUCUCUCUCUCUCUCACACACACAGACACACACAUAUUCUCUUCAAGGCUUAGGGUUAUGUCUUCUGAAGUGAUUUGUAAAAACUGAAAAUAGCUUAAUUAUUUUUUCCUAUCUUUUCUGGAUUUAAAAUGUUCUGUAUGUCUCCUGUCAUACUGCGGGUAACACAAUAAAUAUUACUUUUUUCUUUCACUCCUCCUGUGUGUGCGAUGUGCUGUAUGUCACAGUAUAUGUAAACUGUUAUAAACCACAGACAGAUGUAGCCUACAUAUAUAGCCUUGUAGUCUCAAACCAGUUCUUUUUUCACAGCAACAAAGUGUCCCUGAGAAACACACCGAAACUUCUAUUGACUCACUAAAUCAUUUUGGAAAGCAUUAUAAAAGUGCAGGAUUAGGGAGUAAGAAUGUCAAAAAUGUAA